Molecule: messenger RNA, 276 nt
Organism: Funneliformis mosseae
Lineage: Eukaryota; Fungi; Glomeromycota; Glomeromycetes; Glomerales; Glomeraceae
Source: the annotation of a GenBank genome assembly
AUGACGUACGCAAGAAAUUAUUUCCUCGUAUAUAUUUUAUUCGCAGCUUGUUUUGCUACUGUUGGUGGAACUUAUGUAACACAUUUUGAAGCAACAGGACAUUACUUAUUAGUUGUAGAAUACAGAAGUUUGAACAUCAUGAUUGGAGAAUUAUUUAAAUUAUUUAAUUUUACGGUUUUGCUUCAAACUGUUAUAGAAAUAGUGGUAAUGUCAGUUUAUGUUAAUAUCAAAAACGCAAUUGCUAAACUGAGAAAAAGACUAUUGAAUUUCUUUUAA